Messenger RNA from Microtus oregoni (creeping vole), 2572 nucleotides. RefSeq names its product family with sequence similarity 107 member A (gene Fam107a). The transcript is spliced from 5 exons. Gene Ontology annotation, biological process: actin filament bundle assembly; regulation of actin cytoskeleton organization; actin filament polymerization. Gene Ontology annotation, cellular component: stress fiber; neuron projection; synapse. NCBI's taxonomy places the organism in Eukaryota, Metazoa, Chordata, Mammalia, Rodentia, Cricetidae. The coding region runs from base 180 to 662 and encodes 160 amino acids. The record is from RefSeq and is a predicted model, not a curated record.
GGGUUCCCUAAGUCUGCGAGCUGCAGAGGAGCUCACAGCUCAGACACUGCUCUGAGACUCCUGCCUGUUCUGUCCCAAGCUGUCAGGCUGUGUUCUGGGAGAAGGUGGAGGGACGGAGAGCGACCUGGGAGCACCAGAGCAAGCUGUCCUGGUAACUGAACCCUUCGAAUUUAGCUUCAAUGUACUCGGAGAUCCAGAGGGAGAGGGCAGACAUUGGGGGACUCAUGGCUCGGCCAGAGUAUAGAGAGUCAUGGAAUCCAGAGCUCAUCAAACCCAAGAAGCUGCUGAACCCUGUGAAGGCCUCUCGAAGCCACCAGGAGCUACACCGGGAGCUGCUCAUGAAUCACAGAAGGGGCCUGGGUGUGGACAGCAAACCCGAACUGCAGCGGGUCCUGGAGCACCGUCGCUGGAAUCAGUUGAUCAAGAAGAAAGAGGAGGAGCUGGAGGCCAAGCGGCUUCAGUGCCCCUUCAGGCAGGAGCUGCUGAGAAGGCAGCAGAGAUUGAACCAGCUGGAAAACCCACCACAGAGGGAAGAGGACCACGCCCCUGAGUUCAUCAAAGUCCGGGAAAACCUGCGCAGAAUCGCCACGGAGGAGAGAGCACUAAACCUCUUGGGACUAGUUCCACUGCAGGGCCUGUAUCCUCUUCUGCGGACACUCUGAUGCUGCCCACCUGAUCCCAGUCUGGAACUGGAAUUCUUCAUCAUUGAUCCCACUCUCUGGUGCCAUGUGUUGCCUUUCCCUGGAUUAGUGCACAGACCUCAUCCCUGUCACUGCCUUUGUCCCCCGCCCCUCCCCCUCGUGCUUCCUCAGUAAAGCAGCAAGGUCAGCCCUGUUACAGUUUUAAGCAGAUCUUGCCACCCUUCACAGAGCCCUCUGCUGACUUUCAGGGGAGGUUUCAAGCAAUCUGGAAGGUUCUAUGUGCCCAGCUCCCUCUCUACCCUGACCUUCCACUGUGGCAGUCAGCCUGGCCUCCUGCACUGCCCAGAAGCUCCACCUCACUGCCUGCUCCUCAGCUGCUACUGGCCAGGAAUAGGCUUUCCUCAGGAGCCAGCAGCCAAGAUUCAUUUUCUUCAAGGUCCCACCCCCAAAUAUUUCAAAAAAAAAAUAGAGCUCCAGCAGAAAUAUUGGUAUCUACAUCCUACAAAAGUAGGUAAGCAUGGACCAUCUCAAAUGCAUCAAAAUGGUAUACCGAUCAUUUGGAACCCCUGGAGCAACUAUUCACGGGCGUCUACCCAAGCACAUGCACUUCAGGACAGCUAUGUAAGCAGCCCAACACAAAGCCAUAAACUUACUUAAAACAUGAGAUUUUCUUGGGUGUAAAUUUUCUUCUAACUCCAUUGUGUGGUUCUCCAUCAUGAACUGCAGAUGGUAACAAACAUAUCAUAGUGUCCAAAGGUUGGACCUCCCUGACAGCCACAGAAAGGGCCAUUUGACCCGUCUUUUUUAACAAGCAGGUUAAAGGUUCCAUGGGGAAAUAGUUUUCCCACAAAACACCAGCACCUGGGCUGUCCCGAGCCUGAAUAAUUAAUUUCUCUUCCGCCACCGUAUAUGGUCUCCCGGAUAUCUUCCAGUGACAUCUCUAGAGUUUACUGCCCCGAGUCCAGAGAUCUGUGCCCCAGCAGACUUCACAGGCUAGUGUAUUUUGUACGGAAAGGUGUAGAGGCAUCAUGCUUUAGUCAUUUCUUCACACUUCCCUUUCUUGUGGAAAUGCUCACGUGCGUGGAAAGGUAAUAAAUGGUGUGGGUUUUCUCUUCUGAGUCUUGUAUUAACUCAGUUCCAACUUCUCCACUGUCACUGAAAUUCCAAUCAGCCAACACUGUGUUAUAGCCACAGCCAUCCAGGGACUUUCAAACCUGAGUGACUAAGACCCAGGAACACAGAUUCCAGUUACCCCAAGCUCCAUGUACCCCAGCUGUAACUCAUUCUUGUAAGCAGAAGAAAGUAGCUCUGCCUUCAUGGGCCUCGACAAAGCCUAGUACUGCCACUUUUUUAAAAAAGAUUAAUUAAUUUAUUUAUUAUGUAUACAGUGUUCUGUCUGCAUGUAUGUCUGCAGGCCAGAUCAGAAGAGGGCACCAGAUCUCAUUUCAGAUGGUUGUGAGCCACCGCGUGGCUUCUGGGAAUUAAACUCAGAACCUCUGGAAGAACAAUCAGUGCUCUUAACCGCUGAGAUAUCUUUCCAGUCUCACCUCCACUUUUUUAUAUGGUAGUUUAAAUCCUCAGGAGUGAAUAGUAAAGUUGCCUUUCUGCUGUUAUCAGGUUUACAGGAAAUGAGAUCCUUUCUCACUGGCCCCCGAAGCUGUUAAUCCCCGUUGUCCAAUUUCAAAAAUCAAAACCUUAAGGAUCCAGACAAGGAAUAAAGGACUCCAAAUAUUUUUGGCAUUUCUAGACUUCAGUCAAGACAGAGCAAAGGACAUUUUUGGCCUUUGGCCAAGGAUAUAAUCAAGGCCCCUAUCUCUAAACAUUCUGCGUCAUUUCUAUCUUUUUUAUCAUUCCCUACUGUCUUAGGGUUUCUAUUGAUAUGACAAAACAUCAUGCCAAUACACUGAACACAUGGAGAGUCUGAGUUUGCA